Molecule: messenger RNA, 588 nt
Organism: Odobenus rosmarus divergens (Pacific walrus)
Lineage: Eukaryota; Metazoa; Chordata; Mammalia; Carnivora; Odobenidae
Gene: NRSN1
Product: neurensin 1
Exons: 2
Coding region: 1-588 (195 amino acids)
Biological process (GO): nervous system development
Cellular component (GO): transport vesicle; neuron projection; neuronal cell body
Source: RefSeq, a predicted model, not a curated record
AUGAGUUCUUGCAGCAACAUCUGUGGGUCCAAGCAGGCACAGGCUGCUACCGAGGGCAGGUACCAGCGCUACGGAGUCCGGUCCUACCUGCAUCAGUUUUAUGAGGACUGUACCACCUCAAUCUGGGAGUAUGAGGAUGAUUUCCAGAUCCAGAGAUCACCUAAUAGGUGGAGCUCAGUAUUCUGGAAGGUCGGACUCAUCUCCGGCACAGUCUUUGUGAUUCUUGGACUGACUGUUCUGGCUGUGGGCUUUCUGGUGCCCCCCAAAAUCGAAGCCUUUGGCGAAGCCGACUUCGUGGUGGUGGACGCGCAUGCUGUGCGGUUCAACAGAGCCCUUGACGUGUGCAAGCUGGCCGGGGCCAUUCUCCUCUGCCUCGGGGGCAUGUCCAUGGCGGGGUGCCUGCUGAUGUCAGUGUUCGUGAAAAGCUACUCCAAAGAGGAAAGGCUCCUUCAGCAAAAGUUUAAAGAGCGCAUCGCAGACAUCAAGGCCCACACCCAGCCCAUUACAAAAGCCCCGGGCCCCGGGGAAACAAAGAUUCCCGUCACUCUGUCCAGGGUUCAGAAUGUCCAGCCUGUUUCAGCAACCUGA